AUGGGAUUUGGAAGCUUGCUCGAUUUGACGAUAACAGCAACCCCGGUGAAAAUGGGAUAUUGGCUGGUUGAUAACUUCAACCAUAUGGACCGGAAGUUGCAAUUGUAUAAUGGUGGAAAAAUUCAUGUGAAAGAAGAUGAUGCGUAUAGUGUGAUGGGGCUGCCCCGUGGGACUAUUGAGGUCACGAAUCGGAAGAAAAAAACUGAGUCGGGAGCAUUGAAAGAAUGGGCCGAUGUGUACAGUGUCAGCAUUGCCACCAAAAUAACGGCUACAAGGGUGUUGGACAUGAUUCAGAACUGUGAUAGAAGUGACGACUGGUUCAAACGUCAUUUUUUGGUUCUCAUGAUCACGUGUUUGUUCGAGAGCUCUCAGAACGAAGUGGCGAAUUUACGCACGGUCCACUUGCUCGAUGAUUUGUCGAAUGUGAGCAAUAUGAACUGGUGUGCGUACAUGAUUCGGUGUCUGGUGGGUGCUAAAAAAUCAUCGACUGCUAGUCAGAAGCGCAAGAAUUUUACUGGACCUUUGCUAUUUUUGACGCUGUUUUAUGUCGAUAAGGUUGUGUUAUCGAUUAGAACCGUACCGAGAUCACUACCGAUUUUUAAAUCAUGGAAUAACGGCUUGCUGAAAGCGAGAGAGCGAGAUGAGAUUGCGGCUGGAGCAUUUGGGAGAAGAUAUGUUGAUGACGACAUACAUGAGUCGGAUGUUCAUCACCACGCCGACAUACGUAGUGGUAGCCCCAUCGGGAAUGACGUGAACCGUGCGUCUGAAGUAAGCGUGCAGGAUUUUGUGCACGAAUUUGCAUCAAAAGCCCGUAUUCUUGCCACUACGGGUGUUGCAAUUUUACAGCUGGUCGAGAGGGCGCCUAAAGAUUUAUUAGGCGAUGAGAAUUUUAUGAAGAUGCGGGGUGCCACACAGAAGCUACUUGGGGUGACUAAUGAAGACAUAAAAGGAAUGUCUCGUCAACAAACCCCCAGCUGCAUUGACGAAACUAACGUUCCCGGACCAACACAGAUAGUGGAUGAUGCAUUCUGGAACGACCCCAAGAAUCUGACUGCGUUAGAUGCUAUUAUCGAUGCUGUUGCGCAUCGAGACCGUUUUAAACGGAUUCAUCAUGAAGGCCCCAGUUUUAGCUUGGGCUUGGGACUUACGCCGGAUGAUGAUGAUGCUGAUGCAGGACGUUUUGAUAAUGUCAAUGAAUUCACUACUGACGGUCCUUCCAAUGUAGACGUGCCAUCAGGCGUCGGAGGUGAUGCAAUUGUUGAUGGUCAUGUCGUUGAUGUUGGUAGACCAAAAAGGAGCCCCAAGUUUUCCAGCAUGGUUAGAUCACCUUUCCACCAAAGGUAUAUUGGCGUGGUCAAGAAUCUCGACAGCCAGGAAAAGACGGUCGUUAACUGGGUUUUGCAAAAAGAUAACGACGAUGUGAUUAUAUAUCAGACCUUGUCCCUCGAUUAUGUUGUGAAGAGAGAUGUGGUGGCAUGUUUGGCCCCAAACACGCCAAUCCUUGAGGCGCUUAUUGAUCUGUGGGCUCGUAUAAUGAACAACAAUGAGAAGCUCGGGAUUCGUGGCUCAGUAGCGUGUUUCUUUUGCAACCACUCGUCCGUGUAA
Molecule: messenger RNA, 1605 nt
Organism: Striga hermonthica
Lineage: Eukaryota; Viridiplantae; Streptophyta; Magnoliopsida; Lamiales; Orobanchaceae
Source: the annotation of a GenBank genome assembly